Corylus avellana is the source of this 949-nucleotide messenger RNA. Its product is annotated as protein SOB FIVE-LIKE 5. NCBI's taxonomy places the organism in Eukaryota, Viridiplantae, Streptophyta, Magnoliopsida, Fagales, Betulaceae. Gene Ontology annotation, biological process: cytokinin biosynthetic process. The record is from RefSeq and is a predicted model, not a curated record.
AAAUGCAAACGCACACACCUACCGACCUAGCCAACUGGCCAUUUCGAUUCAUGCACAUACAGAUAAAAAUAAGAAGGCGAAAGGAUAGAGCAUAGGACAAACAUAGUCUAGGAUUUGAGUGUGAUCCGCUUGGUUUCUUCUGCCUCUAUCCUUCUCCUCCUCUGCUUAAAUACAGAACAGCGCCACAGAGAUUCAGAGAGAGAUACAGAGAGAGAGAGAGAGAGAGAGAGAGAGAGAGAGAAGGUCACUUAUAAGCUCUUUUCAAUGGAUAUCCCAGCAGCUUCACAAUGGAGUAGUGGGUGUGAAUCUGGAUGGACUCGGUACUUAGAACAAUCCUCUCUUUCAGAGAAUCAAUUCCAGAGAGUUGGUGGAACUGAUGACUAUGGAGGAAAAGAAGCAAGAGUGGGGGAGAAAGAAGAGGACUUGUCCUUGGUCUCUGAUGCUUCUUCUGGGCCUUCACAUCACCAUGAAGAUGACGAAGAGUGCUUUCAUGACAAUGGGUGUCAUUUUAAUUAUUCCGAGGUUGCCGGCAAAAGCAAAAAGAAAAAGAAGACCAAAGAAUUACAUGCCAGAAACAGACGGCACUCAGAUCUUGAUGACACUGCUAGCUACCCUGCAUUGAGCUUUCCCCUGCAGCCGGAUAGAACUACUCUCUAUAGGAAUCAAGAUUCAAUGGAGAAUUUAUUGAAUUUCUCUCAUGGUUUCUCUGCAACACAUUUUGAGGGAAAAUCUGCAUUACAGAAGCGUUUCAGUUUCUUUGAAUCCUCCUUCGCUGAAAACCCACCUUCAGAAGAAGCAGGUGGCUUUCAUGGAAGAAAUUGGAAAUGACAUCUUUCGUCUCAUUGCUGCAGCAGUUGUUGGAGAGAGAGAGAGAUGAGAGGGGCUGUAAAACAGUAAAAGAUAGCAUGAGAUCUCAAGAGGCUAUUCUUCCUCCUCCUCCUUCUUUUUU